AUGGAAAAUGACGCUAGAUCAGGAGAACCUACCGACGUUGUCUUUGGUAUGGAGAAGAGGAUGCAUUACCUCCAAGUUCAGUACAGCACUUACAAGAACACCCUGCAGCAAAUUGCGCAGAAAAUCGGUGAUGUCGAGCAAGAAGCUGAAGAACACAAACUUGUUCUCGACACUUUGCAACCACUUCCAGAGGAUCGCAAGUGCUUUCGCAUGAUCAACGGAGUGCUGGUGGAACGGACCGUCAAGGAUGUGAUCCCUGCGCUGCAAACAAACGCGGAGGGGUUGAAGAAGGUAUUGGACGACUUGGUCAAGCAGUACAAGACCAAACAAGAUGAGCUGGAGAAGUGGAAGAAAAAGAACAACGUCCAAGUGGUACAGUCAUGAGUCACUCAAGUGAUGAGGUAAAGGACUACCGUGUAGUCGUAUAAACACCAGGAACCUGCCAUGUCAUCAGGAGUCCUCGAAGGAUGAAGGGCUUGACGACACGGCACGCAAUGGCAAGCUUCUGAAGUCGCCCCUCUGGCA
Podospora pseudopauciseta is the source of this 525-nucleotide messenger RNA. It is a transcript of the gene GIM4, whose product is annotated as Cochaperone prefoldin complex subunit. The transcript has 4 exons. Gene Ontology annotation, cellular component: prefoldin complex; cytoplasm. Gene Ontology annotation, biological process: protein folding. The coding region runs from base 1 to 384 and encodes 127 amino acids. Gene Ontology annotation, molecular function: protein folding chaperone. Lineage: Eukaryota; Fungi; Ascomycota; Sordariomycetes; Sordariales; Podosporaceae. The record is from RefSeq and is a predicted model, not a curated record.